Messenger RNA from Peronospora matthiolae, 867 nucleotides. Lineage: Eukaryota; Oomycota; Peronosporomycetes; Peronosporales; Peronosporaceae. The record is from the annotation of a GenBank genome assembly.
AUGUCUGCGCUUCCCGCUAUCCGCUCGCCAUGCCUGUCGAGUUCCAAGUGGCUUCAAAUGGAGCCUUCGCAGUUUCACUGUCGAGGUUUCGGAGGUAUGCCGCGGACUGCUUGCUCCUCGACGUUGGCUAUGACGCCGGCGCAUGAGCGCAUGGCGCUGCCUUCAUUGAAAGCCUUGCCUUUACGCACUUCUAUGAGUUUGCAAAACAUGAUUGAGACGUCCACUCCAGCUGCGACAGCUUACCAGCAGCCUGUCCAGUCGCCGCUGAAGAAGCGCGUGCGGGCACUAUCGAACGCUUCCAAGUCCAUCACGCUGGACAUGUUGCGUCCAUACUUUGAAAAGCCGUUAGCAGAGGUGGCCAAUAUUUUUGGCAUCUGCAUGACGCUCAUGAAGAAGAUCUGCCGUAAGAACGGCGUGCCGCGGUGGCCCCACCGUCAAAUCCGUGGUCUCCACAAGAGCAUCUGGUCCAUCGAAAAGGCUUUGCGGUGCUGCGAGUCCGAGGCGCAGCGUCGUUCGUACGCCGAGCACCUACGGAAGCAGCGAAUGAAGUUGCUGACUAUCCUCAAGGGCCCAGUUAGUCCGAGCAGCAAGGCUGCCUUUGAGCUCGUGCUGUCUGAGCCGUGCUCUCCAAUGGGUCAGCUGGUCACCCCCACGUCAGCCAACAUUCCUCGUGUGGCUCAGACUCUAAUGCUGGACAACUGCAGUCCGGUGUUUCGGCUGCCAACUCCAGUGCACUCGCGAACGCCAAGUAACGCGUACCACGCUCUACAGCCCCGGUGUGGCCAUGGCUCGACUGCGCUGCCAUCGAUCGCGUCACUGUUGAUGAAGACGGAGAGCCAACGCAUGAACUGCAACUACCGAGUCUGA